GUUGACUGCGGUGCAAAAUGAAGAGCUCGGGCUCCUCCGUCUCAGACAAUGAUGAUGCAUUGUUUAAUGAAACAUCAACCAUAGGGCGAUCAGUAGUCUGUGUGAUCCUGGGCAUGUCGUUCCUGGUGGGGGUCCCGGGGAACCUGCUGGUGAUCUGGACCAUCCUCAGGCACGUCCAGCAGCGCUCCCACACCGUGGUGCUCAUCCUCCACCUGGCUGCUGCAGACCUGCUGGUGCUCAUCACCCUGCCCCUGUGGAUCUACUCCCUGGCCCGCUCCUGGGUGUUCGGGGAGGCAUCCUGUAAGGCCAUGGUGUACAUCAUCAACACCUGCAUGUACAGCAGCGUCUUCCUCAUCACCCUCAUGAGCAUCGAGCGCUUCCUUGUCAUCCUGUACCCGUUCAAGAUGUUGCGCUGGAAGACCAAGGCAAUUAUGGACAAGGCUCUAGUGGCUAUCUGGGUUCUGGCUUUCCUUUUAGGGAUCCCAUCCAUUCUUACCAGCUCUAUGGAUGAGAUCAAUGGGACUGAGCAGUGUCUUUUCAAGGAGUACAGCUCAGUGGCCCAAGAGGUGGUGUUCUUAUGCCUGGAGAGCUUGGUUGGCUUCGUGGUCCCCUUCUCCACCCUGGCUCUCUGUUACUGUCUAGUAGCAACACACUUGAGGACAAUGCAUUUCGGCAGCAGCAAACAGAAGUCGACAGUUCUGAUCAGUAGUGUGGUGGUAGCCUUCGUUCUCUGCUGGCUUCCUCACCAUGUCCUCAACACUGUAGACCUAGUCAGCAUCCUGACAGAGGAUCCAGAUGAAGCUGUGCCUGUUUCAGUGGCCCAGACUGCAAUAGUGUUUAUCUCUGGAGCGCUGGCCUUCAUUAGUAGCUCUGUGAACCCUGUGUUCUAUUCCUUCGCUGCAAGGAACUUCCAGGGCAGUCUCCAGGAGUCCCGCAUGGUCAGGCUGUUCCAGGAACUCUCCUCACACACAUCCUCCAAGCUAAGGGGAUCUGGCAACACAAUAGGAUCAGAAAACACAAUGUCCUCAGUAAGGCCAGACUGCAACAAUACCACAGACAUAACUACUGUGUAGGACUACAGAGAUGGUGGCGCUGGAUAAGAGCAUUCUGGAUAAGUCGUUCUGGAUAAGAGCAUUCUGGAUAAGUCGUUCUGGAUAAGAGCAUUCUGGAUAAGUCGUUCUGGAUAAGAGCAUUCUGGAUAAGUCGUUCUGGAUAAGAGCGCCUGCUAAAUGACUAAAAUGUCAAAUGAAAACUGUGACCUGAUCAUUGAUUCAGAUGUCAGCAUUGAUGAGAAAUAAAUAUGUCUAGAAUCUAGAAGUUUGAUUAACAGUUGUAUUUUUAUGAUCAUGGUACAAAAUGUAGAUAUUGUUGUGGUCCUUGUGAAAUACGGUGAGAAAAGCUCACACAAGUAAUUCAAUUGUGACUAUUUCAACACAAUAAAGCGAUUGCAUUUGCUCAUAAA
This is a messenger RNA of Oncorhynchus gorbuscha (pink salmon), 1462 nucleotides long. RefSeq names its product leukotriene B4 receptor 1-like. Gene Ontology annotation, biological process: G protein-coupled receptor signaling pathway. Bases 18 to 1073 code for a protein of 351 amino acids. The transcript has a single exon. The record is from RefSeq and is a predicted model, not a curated record. Lineage: Eukaryota; Metazoa; Chordata; Actinopteri; Salmoniformes; Salmonidae. Gene Ontology annotation, molecular function: G protein-coupled receptor activity. Gene Ontology annotation, cellular component: membrane.